CCUCAUCUUUUCGUCUGUUUCUGUCCACCACAACAUAUCCAGCGCCCGCUCCUUGCAUCACACGGACUGCCCGCAGGAAACACAGAUCGCCUGGGCAGCGAGGAAGCGCGGGCCGAUCUUUGGCAUUCUUCGACGAGAUCCGGCAUUCAAUCCCAUCCGCUGCAUUGACCCACUCCAUCUUCCGCAGUGGGCAUUGAGCUGCGCAUAUCCUCAGCAACCCGAACAUAUUAGCCGAUGUUAAGCGCAUUCGCGCUUCCUCGUGGAACCAUCAAGCGUUGGGUCUCGUAACCGGUGGUGCUUUUCGAUUGGCAAGGCCCGAACCCGCGCUGACGACGGUCGACUCACUUCCUGCACAAGCACAUCACCACACCGCUGCUCCAUGCUACAUGACUUGCUUCCAGUUGUUGCGGCCCGAACAAGUAAUCAUUGGCCACGCAGGCAAGUACUGCUAUGCGGGACGACGUCGGUAUCCUCAACCGGCCGCCCGUGAUUGAGCAUCGACCAAAUGGGCUGCCACCAGCGGUCGACAAUGCACCAGCCAAAGGUUUCACUGCCGUAAAUAACGGCGAACCCCAUCCAUCGUCGUCGUUCCGACCUGACGGCCUUGGGCCCAGACCCAUCACACUUCCACCCGUGGAGCACCGAAGCCAUGCUGGUGGCGACUACAACCCGAUCACAAGCGCGUACCAGUCGCACAGCUGGAGGCCCACAGAACCACCGGCGAUGGUCCAGGCCCAAGAAGAUACACCACGCGCUUCGAUUGAAGACGUCUCAGCGAACAAACGCAAACGAGCGGACUCACCUGCGGAAGACCAUCGUGAUUCACAAAGGGGCGAGCGCGUGGUCAGAGAAGGCUCAAAGUCACCGAAGCGGCGCAUGGUCAACGGCAGCACCGAACACGAGCAAGCGUCUGAAUCUCGUCCCAGCCGCGAUGGUCAUGAGGGGCUUGAAGACCCUACUGAACAACCGCGAUUACCCACUCCAGAAGAACGAGCUGGAGUCAGCGCCCCGCCUCCUGCCCCACGCCCAGAAGUGGAAGCUGAACUGAGAGCUCAAGUGCAACAACAUUUCGCUGCCGAAGCUCAAGCGCGGCCUGAGGGGGAGUCUCCGCAAGGAGAGAAUCUGGCGCAACAGCAAUCGCAUCCUUUCUCCCCGGAUCAGCCUCUAGCCUCGGAAGAUAAGACUAAGCGGAAGAGGAACUUUAGUAACCGAACUAAGACCGGGUGUCAUACAUGCCGCUCGAGAAAGAAGAAGUGUGACGAAAACCGACCCCAUUGUCAGAACUGUUUGCGUGGAGGGUUCCCGUGUGCGGGUUACGGCCCAAAACCUGCGGGGGGACUAAAACCACUUACGGGAAGAAAUGCUCAAGCGCCUCUUCAAUCAAAGCACCACGAAAUCUAUACGCCGGUCAGUGGUCAACCAUAUGGAUUCGAUCGAGGCCUUUAUGGAGAGGGUCCGCAUCAUCCGCAACCCGUACCAGCGAGUGCAGAUCGAUACGCUUUGCCCCAGCCUAAACCCCUCGAUCCCAGUCCAUCACGCUACGCUGGACCGCAUGUACCGAUCGACCCUCGUCCGCCGUUGAAUCCCGAAGUCUGGCAUCACAGACACCCAUCGCAGCAUAGUGAGCGACGCGAAUUGCCCCCUGCUCCGUCACACUAUCCACCUCCUGAGCCAUUGCCUCCACCGCCUGCGCCUGUCUUUGGCAAUAGUUACGCUGCACCACCACCUCCGCCACCGCCCUACCGCAACUAUCCUCAUGCGCCACACGUUGAUCCGUGGCAGGCGCAGCAUCCGCACGUCUAUCCUCCCCACCCACCGAACCCACCGACUGUAAUCAGCUCGCGCGCAAGUGUGAUAUCUUCCGGAAGUGGGUCACAUAGGACUGGGUUGCCUUCUUAUUUACAGAGUUCGGCUGUCCACGCGACAGCACGAGACAAAAUGCUCCGAGGCGAGCGCUAUCCGCAUUUCGACGACCCUGCUCUACGCAGUGAGCGCAACUCGUGCCGAAAAGCGGUCGAGGCAUACAACGAGUCCUGCAAAGCCGUCAACCCCUCCUCGGACGCCGAGCAAGAGAGAAACUUCCUCGCAAUUUACGAGCCUAAAGAACGAGCUUGGGAAAUGCGAAAUUCGAGAGCAUGGGAACAUGGGCCAAAGGGCAGCGUUGGCUCGCACUCGUUGGUGGAAACCCCUUUCAACUGUGAAUUCGGUUACAACAUUCAUCUGGGCAGAGAAGUUCUUAUCCAACAGAACUGCACAAUGCAGGAUGCGAGCAUAAUCUAUAUUGGCGACCGAACGAUUGUCGGACCUAAUGUCAAGUUCUACUGCCUUACCACGAGCGUAGAUGCACAGCAGAGAAAGGGCAGCCGAGGCGAAUUCCAGGCUGGUCCCAUCAGAGUCGAAGAGGAUGUGGUCAUUCACGCGGACUGUAUCAUUUUACCUUUUAGGACGAUAGGCAAAGGUGCCGUCGUCGGUGCUGGAUCGGUGGUGACGAGGGACGUCAAGCCAUAUACUGUCGUUGCUGGAAAUCCUGCAAAACCUAUUCGAAAGCGAAAGAUCGAGUCGGGUCCGAAUGCGGAUCGACAUUGUGAUGAGAUACAAGAACAAAACGAGGCGAUGCUUAAGAAGCUGCUUGCUAAUGAAGUGAUACCCAGAGACGAUUAAUCGUUGUACGCGCAUUAUAUUAGACCUUUGUACAGGAGAAGCAUUUUCUGCGUGUGUAUGCCUUCAGGAGCUUGACGGAGGAUUGUGAGAGGGUGAGAUUCUGCUGUUUGCAGAUGGUUUCUCAGAGAAUGAUAGGCGACUGAGCUGCUAGUUCAGCUG
Cercospora beticola is the source of this 2820-nucleotide messenger RNA. RefSeq lists its product as uncharacterized. Gene Ontology annotation, biological process: regulation of DNA-templated transcription. The record is from RefSeq and is a predicted model, not a curated record. Gene Ontology annotation, molecular function: DNA-binding transcription factor activity, RNA polymerase II-specific; zinc ion binding; acetyltransferase activity. NCBI's taxonomy places the organism in Eukaryota, Fungi, Ascomycota, Dothideomycetes, Mycosphaerellales, Mycosphaerellaceae.